AUGCUCUUACCCACUCUCUUACUUUCCUUCGCCGUCUCCAGCUUUGCUGCUCCUCUCACGAGCCAGCAACUGGACGAUUUCUACACACGACUUGUGUAUUGGAACAAAUGCUCUAGUGACCAGAAGGCAGCCAUCAAGGCCGGAUGGGAGUCCAUCUGGCCGGUCCAGCAAUUCUUUGCCGACAAUAAGAUAGACUUCAACCAUGCCGCAGCUCUCGAGUACCUGGGUCCGCCGGUAGCAAACCAGCCUUACCAGGCCCGUAUUCAAGAGGCAAUAACGCAGCAUUCUACUAUCCAAGGGGGUUGGACCGAUUGGUUUUCAUGGAGACUUCACGUCCGCUGUGACGAUCCUGCUAAAAAGUGCGAUCAAUGUGGCAGUGAUGGUACUGGUGGACCUUGGGCUUACACGACCCAGAAGGAUGCAAGCAGCAAAUUGGCCAGAAUCAACUUCUGCCCCAAGUAUUUCAACGCCCCCAACCUCGACGACCAGAUUGCCAAGGGCAAGUCUGCAGGUCUCCUAGAAAAGGCGAACAUGAACACGUACUCUUAUAGCAAAGGCCAUGUUUGGUACCACGAGCUUCUGCACAUCGACUGGGCUACGAAGGCCACCAAUUCGGAUAACCAUGUCACGGACAUCAAGUUCGUGAUGAAGGAUACCAACAACAACAAGAAGAACAUACCUGCGACGGGCCCUCUGAACAACAAAAUCCUAGCCCGCAAUGGCAAACACGUGGGCUACUGGACCUCGCGAAACGCGGACAGCCUUACGCUGUAUGCUCUGUCGCGAUACGUCCAGACCAAGAUCGGUGGCAUCUAUCCGCAUCUUCCUCUGGCGCCUCAAAUAAAAAUCUCGCCAAACGGUCUGAAAGACGCCCAGGGGAGCGACAACAUUGAGAUGAAAGACGACGGGACGGUGCUGUACAACAGUUCCGCACCCAUCGUCUCGCAAGUUGCCGAGGCCUGUUUCGUGGACGACGAAGGCGCUGGAGCUAGCACGGAAAUCGACACGUUUACGAAGGAGGACAAGUACUCGUCCGACUACAAGGACCAAUGGAGCCAAUGGAUCAAGGAACUAGGCGGUGGCGACAGCAGUUCGUCAGGCUCGGGCGACUUCAAGCCCCUCCCGUCCGGUCAGCAGCCUACCUGCAGCGGCACGGGGCUGAACGCCAACUUCCCCUCCUCGUGGGUGACGACGGACGGGCAGGCGUCGGCCAGCGAGCUCCUGUACCGCAUGCGCGACCAAGCGUGCCAGGGGAAGUGCGAGAGCAUCCAGGGCGUGCCGGGCAACAGCGGGAACCCGAGCGCGGAGGGCUACUUCGCGGCGGCGCGCCAGGGCGACACGGGGUGCGAGUACACGGUGAAGAUCGCGGCGGACAAGGAGCUGUACAUGUACGUGACGAACAGCGGGCAGAACUGCUACGACGCGACGUGGAGCAUGGUCAACACGUGCAUCAACUCUAAAAAGAACGACGCCGGCUGGAUCAACGGGCCGAACUACGGCGAGUUCUACCAGGUCGGCGUGCGGGACCAGAACGGCAGCGGGGCCAAGCACGCCAAGUUCCCCGACGGCAACAAGAACCACCUGGGCUACCGGCAGGUGGCGUGCCAGCGCACCGACAACGGCAAGUCGGACCUGUGGUACGGGUUCAAGGUCGAGGUCACCAACUGGGACGACGGCAACUACGGGAGGAGCAUCCGGGACCGCGCCAAGAAGUGCGGGCUCGAGUCCCAGUGGAAGUUCGAGGAGGAGAAGGACUUCGCGUUCAAGGAUGGCGUCAAGGCGGAGAAGUACGCGAGCUGGAGACUGCCGCUGCUCAUUGGGGACCGUUGUGGUGAGAAGGCGAUUGAGGGGGCUUUGGGGUUGAAGGAGGGCAGUGUGACGUGUAAAAGGGGGGAGUGGAAUGAGGUGACGAUGUUUUCAUGA
This is a messenger RNA of Hypoxylon fragiforme, 1923 nucleotides long. RefSeq lists its product as uncharacterized. The coding region runs from base 1 to 1923 and encodes 640 amino acids. Gene Ontology annotation, molecular function: metallopeptidase activity. The record is from RefSeq and is a predicted model, not a curated record. NCBI's taxonomy places the organism in Eukaryota, Fungi, Ascomycota, Sordariomycetes, Xylariales, Hypoxylaceae. The transcript is spliced from 3 exons.